AUGACUUUUUUACAUUUGUUGCACUGGAGUAAAGGCGAUGAGAAGCCUUUAAGCUUAAUCACAGAAGAAUUUUAUAAAGUGAUGUUUCUUUACGUGAAAUCAGAGUCUUUUAAAAAUGAUGAAGGUUUGAAGCAUUUAGAUUUAGCGAUCUCAUUUUAUGAUUUAGUAUAUUCCCUCAGCAAUUGUACAUUAAAUUCUUGA
Messenger RNA from Clunio marinus, 201 nucleotides. The record is from the annotation of a GenBank genome assembly. Lineage: Eukaryota; Metazoa; Arthropoda; Insecta; Diptera; Chironomidae.